Messenger RNA from Purpureocillium takamizusanense, 2563 nucleotides. RefSeq lists its product as uncharacterized. The record is from RefSeq and is a predicted model, not a curated record. The coding region runs from base 803 to 2197 and encodes 464 amino acids. Gene Ontology annotation, biological process: glucan catabolic process. Gene Ontology annotation, molecular function: hydrolase activity, hydrolyzing O-glycosyl compounds. The transcript has a single exon. Lineage: Eukaryota; Fungi; Ascomycota; Sordariomycetes; Hypocreales; Ophiocordycipitaceae.
GUGUGAAGAGAGGCUGUAUUUAGCCAUCCUCGCUCCCUCCCCCUUAUCGACGGCGGCCUCGUGUCUGUCCUGCUCUGCACUUCUGACUGCCCGCCUCGCCCCGUACGGCGCCUUUGUCUUUCCUUUCACCAGACCUGGCGUCGUUGACUGCCGUCCGUCUCCUUCGGCAGCUGGCUGGCUUCAACCGUGAAUUGAGAUCCAUCGUCUCUCACGCCUCAGUACCCGUUCCUUUCGUUCGACACUCUUUCUCCGGCCAACUCUAUUGAGUAGAGCACACAAUACGGCACUUGCACUGCCUCGCCAUUGUCCAUAAGAAACACGCCGCCAUCUGCCCGAGCAGUUGAAUCUCUCAUUCCUGUUGCCUUUCUCGAAAAGCCUCCUUCCUUCAUAACUUCCUUCCUUCUCGUCUUACACCGCUGCCGGCCGGACCUUCCCAAUUUUCGUCGUGAAUUUACCAUCAAGUCGCUCCUUCCUUGAUUUGAACAGCACGUCCGUUCAUCUCUCUCUCUCGUUCUGACGACGACGUCUGCUUCGUUGCGCUCUUCAGUCUUUUGACGACCCUUCAUUUGACUUGAAUUGGACUUUUUUUUUUUGACGGGCUAGCCCCUUCACACCACUGCUUGACGCAGACGGCCACCUUCAUUCAUCUACCUCAUUGCUGUAGUGACCGGCUCACUCAGCGAUUCACGGGCAGGCAUUUUCGACUUCGUCACUGACAAACCUUCUCAUUCUUCCUCCCAGAGGACAUUGACUCGAGGCUCGACUUCCAAGGAAAAUUAGACAACUUCGUCACAUCAUCAUCAUGCGUUUCUCCACGACUCACCUCGCCGCUGGCGCGCUGCUUGCUUCAGCUGACGCCGCCCAGACCCGAUUCUCGUACAAUCUCCAGGUCUCCUUCGACCAAUCCAACUUCUUCAACUCGUUCGACUUCCACAAUGGACCGGAUCCCACGCGCGGCUUCGUCGAGUACGUCGACCAGGCCACCGCGCAACAAGCCGGUCUCAUUCGGGCCGGCCAGGGUAACGGCAGCGUUUACAUGGGCGUCGACCACACCAGUGUCAACCCAGCCAAUGGCCGCAAGUCGGUGCGUAUCACGUCGAAGCAGUCCUUCACCAAGGGUCUCUUCAUUGCCGACAUCGCCCACAUGCCCGGCUCCAUCUGCGGCGUCUGGCCUGCCUAUUGGAUGUUUGGCCCCGACUGGCCGUCUUCUGGGGAAAUCGACAUCAUCGAGGGUGUCAACACCCAAACGCAAAACGCCGUGACGCUCCACACGUCUCCUGGCUGCGUCAUGUCCAACGUCGGCACCCUCGCCUCGACGCUGCUUGAGUCGGGUAACUGUGGCUCAGGCACCGCCAGCGGCGGCUGCCAACAAAGGACAACCGACAAUCAGAAUUACGGAGACGGCUUCAACGACAUCAAGGGUGGCGUUUAUGCCACUGAGUGGACGUCAGAUCACAUCGCCGUUUGGUUCUUCCCCCGCGGCCGCAUUCCCCAGGACAUCACAUCGGGCCAACCCAACCCUGACUCCUGGAGCCACCCCUUGGCCCGCUUCGCCGGCGGCCUGGGCUGCAACAUUGACUCUCACUUCACCAAGAACAACAUCGUCUUCGACACCACCUUCUGCGGCGACUGGGCCGGACACCCCCAGGUAUGGGGGGCCAACGCCGAGUGCACCGCCAAGUCGUACUCGUGCAAAGACUAUGUGUCCAACAACCCGGCCGACUUCAAGGACGCCUUCUGGGAGGUCAAUUCGGUCAAGGUCUACCAGCUGGGCGCGUCGCGCGGCAACCCGGGCCAGGGCAAUACGACGACCCGGGCAACGCCGACGGCAACCAUACCUGUCCCAAGCUCAACCAUACUUGUACCCAGCUCCAGCCUGGUUGUGUCUACCCCGACGCCAUAUAUUCCGGCCGCGUCUCGAGCUGUUUCGACCCGACGGAAGCAGUCCCCGCCAGUCCCGAGCUCGAACGCACCUGCCCCAACCUACGCUCUGGAGCAAGUCCCAACAACCAACGAAUACGUCGCCAAGGUCACCGUCACCAAAUAUGCAACUCAAUGGGUGCCAAACCCGCCUGAGAAAACACCCUCGAGCGAAGUCGCUCCCCCAAGCCAUGUUGCAUCAACGCCUCCCCACGGGGCUAACCUUGGCGGCUUCAACGCGGAGGGCAUCUAUGUUGCAAAGCCCUGGACGGCUUAACAGGGCUGCCUUCAGUCGAAAAUCGCCAAAUCACAGUUGAUUUUGACUGUGUUCUCGGCUUUGUAGCACGCCCCGUAUGUGCUUGAUGGUAAAGGCGGCUGUGGUCCGCAAGAGAUACCCAGUGGAGGACUUCUACCGUGGCAUUCCCUUUGGCAUGCUCGACAACGUUUUAGAGAGGUUUAUGAAGCACGAGAGUGCAGGAUACAGGGCGUUUAGUCUCAGCUUGUUGGUCAUUUUUCGUUUCUUUGCCCCCAGGGGCCGACGAUUUUAUGCGAACAUAGGGCAUUACGUGAGGUUCGCCUCCAGCCAUGGGUGGCAUACCCUUGUAUAUACAAUGCACUCCAGAACAAAAAAGAUACGUCUGCA